Molecule: messenger RNA, 438 nt
Organism: Chrysochloris asiatica (Cape golden mole)
Lineage: Eukaryota; Metazoa; Chordata; Mammalia; Afrosoricida; Chrysochloridae
Product: histone H3.3-like
Exons: 2
Coding region: 1-438 (145 amino acids)
Cellular component (GO): nucleosome
Molecular function (GO): DNA binding; protein heterodimerization activity; structural constituent of chromatin
Source: RefSeq, a predicted model, not a curated record
AUGACGGAGCAGGUGAAGGAUCAUAGGGACACUUCCACCCCUGAGACUGCCUGUAAAUCAACAGGUGGGAAAGCACCCAGGAUGCAACUGGCUACAAAAGCUGCUCUUAAGAGUGUGCCCUCUGCUGCAGGGGUUAAGAAAUCUCAUCGUUACAGACCUGGAACUGUGGCGCUUUGUGAAAUUAGACGUUAUCAGAAGUUCACCGAACUUCUGAUUCAUAAAUUUCCCUUCCAGUGUCUGGUGAGAGAAGUAGCUCAGGACUUUAAAACAGAUCUGCACUUCCAGAGUGCAGUUCUUGGUGCUUUGCAGGAGGCAAGUGAGGUCUAUCUGGUUGGCUUUUUUGAAGACACCAACCUGUGUGCUAUCUAUGCCAAACAUGUAACAAUUAUGCCAAAAGACAUCCAGCUAGCAUGUUGCAUAAGUGGAGAACGUGCUUAA